Messenger RNA from Cyprinus carpio (common carp), 2988 nucleotides. RefSeq lists its product as uncharacterized. Gene Ontology annotation, molecular function: RNA polymerase II transcription regulatory region sequence-specific DNA binding; DNA-binding transcription factor activity, RNA polymerase II-specific. The record is from RefSeq and is a predicted model, not a curated record. Gene Ontology annotation, cellular component: nucleus. Lineage: Eukaryota; Metazoa; Chordata; Actinopteri; Cypriniformes; Cyprinidae. Gene Ontology annotation, biological process: regulation of transcription by RNA polymerase II.
UUGUAUUCAUUUUAAAGUGUUAAAAUCGAUGGAAACUGUUCAAGCGUUAGUUAUACAUGAUUAACGAUUUAUCCAACAGCGAAUGUUAUUUGUGUGAGUAAAGCUCAUCCGUACAGAAAAGGUGCGUCUCAUGUCGCUCCCUACGGAGAACCCUUCAGUGUCACGCUGCUUUCACACUGGACGCGCGAGCAGAAGCGGAGCAAAUACAGACGAGUCUCCCUCAUUCAGUCACGCUUUUCAGGUGUUCUCCGACAGCUGUCUGUCAUGUGCUUCGGUUCAUGAUAUGGGAGCAUACUCUGCUGUGACACGGCCGUGGUGUCAGGCCUCGGAGAGGCUUUUAUCAACAGACAAUGACAAAAACAGGGAAUGAAAGUGUCCAAAGGGAAAGUUUGAUCGAAAUAAACAGGGCAUCUGGUGUCUUCGUCGUGCUGCGGGGUUCGUGAAGGUGGGGCAGUGUUCACACAAAUUCCUUGUGUGUUUACGCACACUUGGCGAAUAAAACUAAAAAGCUAAUUCUGUAAGCGUCUGAGGAAACAAGACGGAGGGAUGUUAACGAGGGAAGGGUGCAAAAAUUGGACUGGAACACAGCCUCAGUUUGUCAUAACACGAAUCAAAAAUCCUGCUGGUGAAGUGAAAUGGCGUUUAUUAAACAGGAGAGUGAAGAUCUGAAGAUUACAGAAGUAUUCAGCUUGAAACAUGAAGAGACUGAGGAACAAACAGAACUGAUGGCAAUGAAAGAAGAGAAGCAAGAACUGAAUGAAACAGAAGUGAAAGAUCAAAAUGAGAAGCAUGAUUUCUUGCCUGUAGAAAAAUCCAUACCGACUGAAACAAACUCGGUUCAGAAGACCACAUCUCCCGGUUACUUAACUUGCCAUGAAUGUGGAAAGUGUUUCACACUUAAAAGAAACCUUAAUGAGCACAUGAAAAUUCACACUAGAGAGAAGCUGUUCACAUGCGAUCAGUGUGGAAAGUGUUUCACUAAAAAAAGCAAUCUUAAUAAACAUGUAACCAUUCACACUGGAGGGAAGCCGUUCACUUGUGGUCAGUGUGGAAAGAGUUUGAGAUAUAAAGAAACACUUAAAUCCCACAUGAGAGUUCACACUGGAGAGAAGCUGUUCACAUGCCAACACUGUGGAAAGAGUUUUGCACUUAAAGGAAACCUUAAAGAACACAUAAAAAUUCACACCGGAGAGAAGCCGUUCAAAUGCCAACACUGUGGAGUGAGUUUCACUAAAAAGGGAAACCUUAACGAACACAUCAAAAUUCACACCAGAGAGAAGCCAUUCAAAUGCCAACACUGUGAAAAGAGUUUCAAACUAAAAGGAAGCCUUAAUGAACAUGUAAUCAUUCACACUGGAGAGAAGCCGUUCAUAUGUGAUCAUUGUGGAAAGUGUUUCACUAAAAAAGGAAAUCUUAAUAAACAUGUAACCAUUCACACUGGAGGGAAGCCGUUCACUUGUGAUCAGUGUGGAAAGAGUUUCACUAAAAAAGGAAAUCUUAAUAAACAUGUAACCAUUCACACUGGAGGGAAGCCAUUCACUUGUGAUCAGUGUGGAAAGAGUUUCAGAUAUAAAGAAACACUUAAAUCCCACAUGAGAGUUCAUACUGGAGAGAAGCUGUUCACAUGCCAACACUGUGGAAAGAGUUUCACACUAAAAGGAAACCUUAAUGAACACAUCAAAAUUCACACCGGAGAGAAGCCGUUCACAUGCCAACACUGUGGAAAGAGUUUCGUUAAAAAAGGAGCCCUUGAUCAACAUAUAAUCAUUCAUUCAGAGAAGCCAUUCCCAUGUAAUCAGUGUGGAAAUAACUACAAAUAUGAAGAAAGCCUCAAGUUCCACAUGAGAGUUCACACUGGAGAGAAGAGAGAACAUUCAAGAUUCAAUUGUCAUCAGUGUGGAGAGAGUUUCAGUUGUAAAGUAAGCCUCUACACUCAUGUGAGACUUCAUACUACAGAGAAGGCUUUCACCUGCAAACUGUGCGGCGAUAGCUUCUCACAAAAUGGAAAUCUUAAGUCACACAUGAGAAUUCACACUGGAGAGAAGCAUUUAGUGUGGAAAGAGUUUCAGACAUAACCCUUGAUUCACACAUGAAAAUCCUAACAACUGUAAAUUCUGUAGGAUCACAGAAACAUGUUAUUCACUACUAUAUAGUGACAUGAUCGCUGUGAAAUAAAGGUGACAUUCACACUGAAGUUGAAUUUGGACCGAAUCUGAUUGUACACCUUCAUAACCAUUUGCAUUCUUUGCCUCUUUAUAACUUUUUUGUUUUUUGCCUUUUUGUUUUUAAUUUUUUUUAUCUUGUGCGUAUGAACUCCUGUGACUGCACCUGACCAUCUGCUUUGCUAUAGCUCAGUUCUCAAAUUUUUUUUUUUUUUUUUUUAAUUACACAUUUAAGUACUAAGUUAUACCAAUUAACUACAUGUACUUAAUAUAUUGUUAGGGUUAGGGUUUGGCUUAAGGUUGCUUGCAUGUAAUUAUGCAUAAUUUAUUGUUAUUAUAAUAGUAAGAACAUGUAACAAGGACACCUUAAAGGGUUUCCUUUUUUUGUCCCAAGGUCCACCUUUGUAAUUAUGAAAUUCAUCUUUGAAACUUUGCAGGUUUUUACAUUCACACACAGCUUUAUUGCACUCUGAAAUCUUAUAUCUGAAAAAGCAUACAUCUUAUUGACUUCUGUCUUUCUGAGACAUGCUGCAAUGUAAAUGAAAGAUUUUAAAUAAACAGGAUGUGAGUAAAAUAAUAAAUGUCAAAUUGCAUUAUUUGAUUCAUCUUUAGUGAAUGCACAUAAGUGGAGUCAAAAUUUAGGUUCAGCCCAACAGAGCUGAGCUCCUCUCUGAAUAUACAAAUGGGUACCUUCCUGGAACCCAGCUACUUGUCCUUUAGUAUCAAAGUGUCAGCAGAAGCAUCAAUAUCACCUAGAGUGGUGAAAAAAAGAAAUGUAGUUCGCUUUAAUUGAGAGUCCCACUUGUUUUACACUGAACAUAGUCCU